CUUUGGAGUGAGGAAGACUUAGGCAACGUUUCCCCCUGCCGGUGAGAGGGGGAAAAGCAUCACUCGCGCGUAGACUGUAUAUCUGCAUUCUUGCAGGAUUCGACGUGUUCAGUACAAAAGCGCAGCACAGCAGCUCGCACACAGCCCGAAGGUGCGUCUGGCCGCAGGCUCCCGCAGAGAGACUGGGUGGGGCAGUCGAGGUGUGUCCGCCCGCAGAGUCACCGCAGCCGGCCCCCGGGACCGCCAGUGUUCCGCGCCACCGACAGACAGCACAAGGUGCAGCGGAGGGAGACUCUCCAAAGACACGAUUCCUCGACGCGUAUCCAUCCUCCGCCACUUGGCGUGAACGGGCCACUUUGUCGCAGGAGUUCCGGACUCCGCGAGGUCUUCAUUUCGUUCUCCUUUGCCUUUCUCCUUUUCAAAAAAAAAAAAAAUGGCAAAAGUUCCGAUUGUCACACUUUGCCUGACGCUGCUGCUGCCCCGCGCGGAGUCGUGCGUCCUGCCGGACUCCCUCUACGUGAUCGUGCCACAAACGAUAACGCCCGGAUACGAGAUCACCAGAGUCGACUGCGACGGCUCCACGUUGACUCUGUCGGACCCGAGCUUCGCCGUGGCGCCGAGCGGAGCGAUCCGGAGCCAGAGGUUCGUGUACGUGGGCGCGAGCGGGCGGACAUUUUCUGUGCGCACCGCGGCCGACGGCGCGCCGGGACGCGAGAUGGAAGUCCACCUCGUCCACAGCGCGCAGCGGCGGAGGAAGCCCGAGGGCCAGGGGUUCCUGAAGCGCUUCAAGAGGAGGUGGAGUCCUCCGCCCUUCAACAUACUGGAGAACGACAAGGGGCCUUAUCCCAAAGAGAUCGAAAAGAUUGUGUCAGAUUCUGAAGUCACACAUGACGUGUACUACACCAUCAGUGGACCUGGGAUCAAUCUGCCUCCAAUAAGAGUGUUCUCCCUGGACAAAUUCUCUGGGAUGUUGACUGUGCACCAGGCAGUUGAUCGUGAGAUGUACCCAAAGUUUAUAUUGAAGACCGAGGUUUUCGACAAGAAAACCAAUAAGCCGACAGACUUGCCCUUGGACAUCCAGAUAAUUGUCGAUGAUGUGAACGACAAUGCUCCGGAAUUCGCAUCCCCACUGGAGUUUACUGUGCUCGAGCACAGCAUAGCGGGUUCAGUGGUGGGGAAGGUGAAUGCUACGGACAGAGACCAAGAGAAAACCCUCCACGUCAAGAUCAAGUAUUCUCUCAAGACUGGAUUGGACCUGUUUGCCAUUGACUCAGAGACCGGCGUCAUCACCACAGUAACCAACACCCUGGACAGAGAGGUGAAAGACAAGCAUGUGGUGAUGGUGGAAAUCAGAGACAUGGACGGUGCAGUCACCGGUCUGUUCAAGACAGGAACAGCAACAAUCACUGUGGGUGAUAUCAACGACAACCCACCGACUUUCUCAAAAACAUUGUACACAGCCAGUGUCCCUGAAAAUGAAAGUGAAAAACUCAUCCUAAGAAUUCCAGUUGAGGACAAGGAUUUAGUAAACUCGCCGAACUGGGUCUCAAAGUUCCUCAUCACUAAAGGAAAUGAAAAUGGAAAUUUCAGGAUUGAUACUGACCCAAAAACGAACGAGGGGCUUCUGUACGUCGCAAAGAGCUUGAACCACGAGCAGACCAAAAAUGUAAAGCUGGAGAUCAUGGCUCGCAACGAAGCUGAGCUGAGCAACACCAAGGCCCAGUGGCAGUCCGUCCCUGUGGAUCUCACCGUCACUGAUGUCGACGAGGGUCCAGAGUUCUCAGCUCCCACCGUGCGCUUCACCGUCAAAGAGAACACACCGAACGGCACGCUGAUCGGAAGCUACACGGCCCUAGACCCCGAGACCAAGAGCAGCAGUGGCAUCAAGUACUACAAGGUCACGGACCCGGCCUCCUGGAUCAACGUGGACAAAAACACAGGAGAGCUGAGGGUUGCAAACACAAUCGACAGAGAGUCCAGCUUUGUCCAAAAUGGGAUUUACAACAUCACCAUGAGGGCUGUGGAUACCAGUUCCAAAACGGGCACGGGAAUGGUCAUCAUCCAGGUGGAGGAUGUCAAUGACAACGUGCCGGCGCUCCCCACCGCCGAGAUGGUGAUUUGUGAGAAGGAAGGCGAGCACGGCUCGGUGCUGCUUGUGGCUGAAGACAAUGACCAGUCUCCCUUCUCUUCCCCUUUCACCUUUAGUUUGCCUAAGGACAAUGAUGGCAAAUGGUCAGUUACGAGAAUAAAUGCGACAGCAGCUUCACUGUCGCAUAACAAAGAGCUUCCGACGGGGAUCUACACUGUCCCCGUCGCGGUUGCAGAUCUGCAGGACUUUGGCAAAACGCAGACGGUGACAGUGAGAAUUUGCCAGUGCAGGAACGGACGCUGCUUGGCCAAGGACAGCUCGGUGUCACUGGGGGGACUGGCUGUGCUGGCAAUGCUGCUCCCUCUCCUCCUCCUCCUCCUGCUCUGUUUUCUCCUCGCCCUUUUCUGUACGACAAAGAGAAAAAAUAAGGAGAUUGAAUGCACACCAGACGGUGGCGGAAUCCUGCUCAAAUCAAACACCGAGGGCCGGGGGGAUGAAGUGGACGCGAGUCUCAUCAAUGUCCCCUAUUUCGGAGGAGAGGACAUGACUAAGGGCUCUUUGAUAAAUACAGCAUAUCCGGGCAUCAAGGGCACGGGCACGGGCACUCUCGGAGCUAUGAGCUUAAACAACAAUUCGUUGUACAGGUCUGGUGCUGACAUGCAGGAGAUCUCUAGCCAGUACGACGGCCAUUACGGUGGAAAUUUGGGAGGCCAGAUGGUUAGCAGUGGCGUGAGCUUUGACAACAGAUACCUUGCCCAGGAAUCGACUUUUCUUCACAACUGGCAAACACAUGGCAUCUAUCUACGCGAGAAACUGGGCUACCUGGGAACAGAGGAGGACGGACGGUACGCAGACGACAUCGUCCACUCCUACAGGUUCGAGGGCGCGGGCUCUGCGGCCGGCUCCGUGGGAUGCUGCAGUGACUUUGGCGACAACGAUAACCUCGACUUCGUAAACACGCUCGGACCCAAGUUCAAAACUCUAGCAGAGGCCUGCGCAAAGAGCUGAACAGUGGGAUCUCCGAAAUAACGGCGCUAACUCUUCCCUGUACAAUCUGUACAGGGAGCCCUGGCAUCUUGACACGCCCGUGAACAUGAAUGAGAUAAAGAACAAUCGGCUGCAUCAGUGUGCACACACACUGCUCUGCUUUUGCUUCUGGUUUUGUUUGUUUGCUGUUUUUUUUGUUGUUGUUGUUUUUUUGGUAAAUGUCUUUUGCACUGAAAACUAUGAUGUACAUAAUCUUUAUGUUGUGUAUUAACGUGUAUUAACAUGUUGCUUGGCUUUAAAGGUUAUGAAGAUUGUUGUAUUGAUGAAUGCAGUGAAGGGUUAUGGUGCUUUCUAUUGAUUGGUAACUGAUGUGGGUAUUUUGGUUAUUUUGGUUCAGAAUUUUUGCUCAAAGUUAAAAAAUAUAAUUUUUGCCUUUGUGUGGCUGCUUGUUUGCUAAAUUAGAUAGUUUUGAUAUAUUUUUUAAAGAAAAAUAAAUACCUAAAUGAAAUAAGACAAUGCACUUAUUAACAUUUAACAAAUUUGAUUCCGCCAAUUUCUUCAUAAUUGAUACCCAAUAAUGUCGACUUACUGUUUUUUUAUUCCUAAUCAUACAAUAAAUCUGUGCAGCUCCUGCCGCUGAACUGGGCGUAGCUUCAGACCGCGGCGUGUGUGAGGUUAUUGCAAAACUCUUUGACAGUUAUCCAGCAAAAGUCAGCACAAGGGCGUGGAUGGGUGGAGUGGGGUGUUACCGACGUUGCCUGCAUCUGUCUACGCCGUGGAAGGAAAAACCCACCUGUGCUGGACGUUCUGUUCCUUUAAGCCUGAUGACGGCGCUCUGACAUUCCCACGUGUGUGUAUUCAGCUGUCAGAUUUGUAAUAAUGCGUUGUCAUUAAAGAAUGUGUCUCUUUGG
Scophthalmus maximus (turbot) is the source of this 3987-nucleotide messenger RNA. It is a transcript of the gene dsc2l, whose product is annotated as desmocollin 2 like. Gene Ontology annotation, molecular function: calcium ion binding; cadherin binding. The coding region runs from base 434 to 3097 and encodes 887 amino acids. Gene Ontology annotation, biological process: calcium-dependent cell-cell adhesion; adherens junction organization; blood vessel morphogenesis. Lineage: Eukaryota; Metazoa; Chordata; Actinopteri; Pleuronectiformes; Scophthalmidae. Gene Ontology annotation, cellular component: postsynaptic specialization membrane; cytoplasm; postsynaptic density. The transcript has 16 exons. The record is from RefSeq and is a predicted model, not a curated record.